AUGGAGCUCAAGUUGGUGAUAUUGUCGCUAGCAUGCUUGUCGUGCCUCGUCCCGCCCGCCCAUGGCUCGGCGUUGCUCGCUAAGGCGGCGGCGGUGAAGGGCGUCGGCCUGUUGGGCGCCGGAGCACUGGCUGCUAAGGGACUCGCCGUUAAAGCUUCAGGAGCCGUAGCGCUGGGUGCCAAGGCCGUCGCUUCGAAGGUGCUGGCAGCCAAGGCUGGUGUGGGCGCCGCUGUAGUCGCUGCCACUCCUGUUAAGGUUCCAGAAAGCACGGUAGUCGUAAGCCCGCCCAGUCUCUCAGCAAUCAAAGGUAGAGUGUUAGGUCUCCUCGGCACCGUCCACGCUGCUGCUGUGAACAAAAGCGCCGCUGUCGGCCAGCUUCUGCUGUCACUGCUGCCCACGAAGACCGUCGUCCAGCCCCCUAAAGUUGUCGAGGUCCCCACAAUUGUCGAAGUCCCGACUAUCGUGGAAGUCCCGAAAGUCGUGGAGGUCGAAAAAGUAGUUGAGGUCCCCACAGUCGUGGAGGUCCCUAAAUACGUCGAGGUCCCGAAAUACGUGGAAGUCCCUAAAUACGUGGUGCCACCACGUCCUAAAGUAGUCCCUUGCCCUCCCUCUGUAGCGGUUAUAGGGCCCACCAUGGAAGUAGUUUAUAACUGAGAUUCAAAAGCGUUAGGUUCUUUUAAAGUUGGUGUUAGGCCGCUCUAGUCAUUCAGAACCAAAAUGAUGUAAUGUACUAAAAAAAGUGUAAUUUAAAUGUAAUAUUUAUUAACUUAUUA
Messenger RNA from Ostrinia nubilalis (European corn borer), 773 nucleotides. RefSeq lists its product as uncharacterized. NCBI's taxonomy places the organism in Eukaryota, Metazoa, Arthropoda, Insecta, Lepidoptera, Crambidae. The coding region runs from base 1 to 654 and encodes 217 amino acids. The record is from RefSeq and is a predicted model, not a curated record. The transcript has 4 exons.